AACUUUACACAGAGGGGUCCGUUCCACGACCAAGAUAAAUAGGACGGUGCUCUUCACAGAGACGAGGAGAUACAUGUGUCUUGUUUGAUGUCAAAAUGUUGAGAAAUGCCAUAAUUCGUCAGAUAUUCCCAGAAAGAAAGUGUAGAUCUGCUCAUUGGUGGUUUGACUGAUCCAGCCUCUGCCAACAUUAGAGGAGAUCAUCCGUGAUGGAGAUCACGUUUCUUGGAACAGCAUCUGCUUAUCCAACUCCUUCUAGAGGGGUCUCGUGCAUCGCACUGAGGAAUGAUGACUGGUGUUGGCUAUUUGACUGUGGAGAAGGAUCACAGAUACAGUUGAUGAAGAGCCCACUGAAACCUGGGAAAAUUGGCAAAAUAUUCAUUUCACAUCUCCAUGGUGACCAUGUUUUUGGCUUGCCUGGUUUGAUGUGUACCAUCAGUCAGAACAACGCUCGCAUUGAGCCAGUGGAGUUGUAUGGACCGGUGGGUUUGAGGAAAUUUCUCAGAGUGUCCCUUGAACUCUCCCGAUCAGAGUUGGGCUUCGACUACAUUGUCCAUGAGAUGCAGACAGUUGAUCAGCAGCUACCCGAAGGUUGGAAGGUGAUGACAGAAUUAUUCUUUUAUCCAAUAGCUGACCCAUGAUAUCUAUGUAUAAAGCCAUGUGAUAAUUUAGUGUUUCACAGGUUUGAAGACAAUAAGGUGACGGUUAUUGGCAUCUGGCUCAAACAUCGGAUACCAUCGUUUGGAUUUGUGAUAGAAGAAAAACCUCAUCCAGGAAAACUGGAUGUUCAAGCUGCUAAAGAUAAAGGUGUACCACCAGGAAAACUCUUUGGCAAACUCAAAUCUGGAGAAACUGUUAAACUUGAAAAUGGAACUGAGGUAAAAUCUGAAGAUGUUCUUGGACCCCCUCGCCCUGGUCGUAAGGUCGUCAUUCUCGGAGACACGAGUGACUCAUCACAGCUCCUCAGUGUGGGCCAGGGAGCGGAUGUAUUGAUACACGAAGCCACUGUCGAAGGUUCCAUGGAAGGAAAAGCUCGGGAGAAUGGACAUUCCACACCAGCAAUGGCAGCAACAGUUUGCCGAGAUAUUGGAGCGAAGCAGUUGAUUUUAACACACUUCAGUCAGCGAUAUAAGCCACUGUCAGCCGAAGUUAAGAAAGGGGAGGAUUCAGUUCGUGUUUUGUUGGAUGAAGCUGAAGAUAUUUUAGGAAAGAAUUCUGUGAUCUGUGCCGAGGACUUUACAACAUAUACAGUUCCAAUGAAGAGUUCUUGAUUUUUAUUGUGCAGUUUAGUUAUACACUUAUUAUGAAACAAUAAAGAUAUUUCUUAAACUAUUUAUCAAAGAUGGGUCAUCUCAGGUCACCAAGUACAAAGAUAUAUAGAGGGUAACUUUAUAAUGAAGUAACAAAGUAACAUAAAAUAAAAAAAUGUUUUGCCAAGUUGUAAUUAAAUAUGUUACACAUGUUUUUGUUUCCAAUAAAUGCUAUUUCAAUUUUAUAAAACAAAUUUAAAAAUUCUACAUUAAACUGCAGCCAUGUGGGUGACACACUGAAAAUUAUUACAUUUUUUUUGUUUUUUUAAGUUUUAAACAUUUAGCAUAUAUUUUUUGUAAGAUGCUCUGUGGUACUUACACAAACAAAAAUGUAGGAAUAUUACUUCUGACUUAUAAGGAAUAAAACAUAUGCAUCAAAAUAAAUUGAAACUGAAAAGCUCAUAAUUAACAAUUUUAUUACAAAGUUAACCUAUAAGUAGCACAAUGUAGUUACAUGAAGAAAAAUGGUAGGAUUUCGUUGUAUGAUUGUCACAAACAAGUUGGAACAUUUCUUUAAGCACACAAGUUAUUAUUUAUCAGCAUGUGGAUGUGCAGUAAAAAUCAAAGUACAGUGAAACCUGUCCUAGCGGCCACCUGUAAUCGGUGGUCACCUGCCGUAAUUGGCCACUUUUUUUCCCUCCUAAACUAUUUUUAAUGUAAAUGCACUCAUAAUAAGCUGUCACCUGUCUAACGCAGCCAGCGGCCAUAUAAAUCGGAUCCCAAAUCACUACAAUACCUGUAUUAAGCAGCCACAGUAGAUGUUUACUAUUGUAUAAAAAGGAUAUUUUAACAAUAGUGACAAGGUGCAGCAAAUAAUGGAUCUUCACACCUUCAAGAGUACUAGUACCCAUUCAGUCCCAACAUCUCUAAUGUGUAUCAUUUAAAAAAGUUUGACCCUGGAACACAUCUAAUUGCCUCUUGGUAGGCUAAGCUUGAUGUGUGUAGAUUCACUUGCUAUGACAAUACACCACAUGAAGUAGUAAUUAAAUAUUUAAAGAAAAAGAAAACAAACCUGUUCAGAAUUUUUUUAUUAAUACAUUCCAGCAACACCUUAUUUCUGAAUGUGAUAACAUAGUGAUUUAUAGUAAUCUAUGGACCACACAUUCAUUAAUUAGGAGUACAGAUGGUAAAAGAAAGAAACAACAACAUAUCUUAUAAAGACUGUGUGUAUGUAUGUAUGUAUGUAUGUGGCAAACUGUAAUCAGAGGCCACCUGUCUUAAGUGGUCGCUUUUCUCUACUCCAUUGUGUGUGAACGCUUGGACAGUUUGUAAGUUUGAUACACUGAGAUUUUCAGUUUCAAUAGAUCACAAGUUGAUUUUUUAACCCAUAUGCAUCCUGAUCUGACCUGAUCUUUUGAGAUUCCACAUAUUUAUAAAAUGUAACUUUAAUUCAUCAUGUUGUAAGUAUCGUUAUAAUAUUGCACAUAGUUUGCAGUGGCGGAUCCAAAAUAUCCAUUUGGGGUGGGGAGGGCAGUGACAUGAGGUGGAAUGCCAAGGGAACAUUGGGGGAGGUUUGGAGGGGGAAUGAAAAUUAAUAUAUAAAAAAAUAACUGUCGCAAAAUUUAGGGGAGGCUGCCCCCCCCCCCCCCCCGAUCCACCUCUGGUUUGUGUAAAAUAUUGAGGCCAGUAGGAACCAUAACUGGAAUGGGUGAGGAAGUGGAAAAAUACAAGCCAGAUUUUUAUCUUUAUUAUAGACAAAAAAAAAGAGGCGAAAACCCAUGCAUAUUAAUUCUCAAAUCUUAAAGGCAUCAUGAUUGGUAUUGUGUGUUAUGAUGAAGAUUUUAUUAAUAUAUAUAUAUUUCUUUAUACUGAUGUUGAAAUAUGUUUACAGCACAGGUUUAUUUUAAAUAAAUUAUUUUAAAAUC
Messenger RNA from Gigantopelta aegis, 3172 nucleotides. Its product is annotated as zinc phosphodiesterase ELAC protein 1-like. The record is from RefSeq and is a predicted model, not a curated record. The transcript is spliced from 10 exons. Gene Ontology annotation, cellular component: nucleus. Gene Ontology annotation, molecular function: 3'-tRNA processing endoribonuclease activity. Lineage: Eukaryota; Metazoa; Mollusca; Gastropoda; Neomphalida; Peltospiridae.